Acomys russatus (golden spiny mouse) is the source of this 3092-nucleotide messenger RNA. It is a transcript of the gene Tbck, whose product is annotated as TBC1 domain containing kinase. Lineage: Eukaryota; Metazoa; Chordata; Mammalia; Rodentia; Muridae. The transcript has 26 exons. Bases 155 to 2836 code for a protein of 893 amino acids. Gene Ontology annotation, molecular function: ATP binding; protein kinase activity. Gene Ontology annotation, biological process: protein phosphorylation. The record is from RefSeq and is a predicted model, not a curated record.
UAGGCGGCUUCUUGUAGACGCGCCUGAAUUGCCGAGCAUGGCCCACUAAAUAGCACCGCCAGGCACAGCCACAGCGCUUAGAAGCUCAUCCCCCCCCUAAUCUCUGCGCCCCCAUUUUCAGGCAGAUCACCUUAGAGGACUCAGGACUCCAAAAAUGUUUCCUUUGAAGGAUGCUGAAAUGGGUGCCUUUACAUUCUUUGCCUCAGCUCUUCCACAUGAUGUUUGUGGAAGCAAUGGACUUCCUCUCACACCAAAUUCCAUCAAAAUUUUAGGUCGCUUUCAAAUCCUUAAGACCAUCACCCAUCCUAGACUGUGCCAAUAUGUGGAUAUUUCUAGGGGAAAGCAUGAAAGGCUGGUUGUGGUGGCUGAACACUGUGAGCGGAGCUUGGAAGACCUGCUUCGGGAAAGAAAGCCUGUGAGUUAUUCAAAAGUUUUGUGCAUAGCAUUUGAGGUUCUUGAGGGCUUGCAGUACUUGAACAAGCAUGGCAUAGUACACCGGGCACUGUCUCCUCAUAAUAUCCUGUUGGAUCGAAAGGGUCAUAUUAAACUGGCUAAAUUUGGGCUUUAUCACAUGACAGCUCAUGGUGAUGAUGUCGAUUUCCCAAUAGGAUAUCCUUCAUAUCUGGCACCUGAAGUGAUUGCACAAGGAAUUUUCAAAACUACUGAUCAUGUGCCAAAUGAAAAACCACUGCCUUCUGGCCCCAAAUCAGAUGUAUGGUCUCUUGGGAUAAUUUUAUUUGAGCUUUGUGUGGGGAGAAAAUUGUUUCAGAGCUUAGAUAUUUCUGAAAGACUAAAAUUUUUGCUUACUUUGGGCUGUGUGGAUGAUGCUCUAACAGUCCUGGCUGAGGAGCACGGCUGUCUGGACACUAUGAAGGAGCUUCCUGAAAAUGUGAUAAAUAUUUUGAAGAAGUGCCUCACCUUCUAUCCUUCCAAGAGGCCAACUCCAGAUGAGUUAAUGAAGGACCAGGUGUUCAGUGAAGUGUCACCUUUAUACACCCCCUUUAUCAAGCCUGCCAGUCUGUUUUCGUCUUCUCUGAGAUGUGCUGAUUUAACUCUGCCUGAGGACAUCAGUGACUUGUGUAAAGACAUAGACAAUGAUUAUCUGGCGGAGAGAUCUAUUGAGGAAGUUUACUACCUUUGGUGUUUGGCUGGAGGGGACCUGGAGAAGGAGCUUAUAAACAAGGAGAUUAUUCGAUCCAAACCACCUAUCUGUACUCUCCCGAAUUUUCUCUUUGAAGAUGGUGAAAGUUUUGGUCAAGGCCGGGAUAGAAGCUCACUCUUAGAUGAUACCACUGUGACAUUGUCCUUGUGCCAGCUAAGAAACAGGUUAAAAGAUGUUGGAGGAGAAGCAUUUUACCCAUUACUUGAAGAUGACCAGUCAAAUUUACCUCACUCAAACAGCAAUAAUGAGCUAUCCGCAGCUGCCACCUUGCCCUUAAUCAUCAGAGAGAGGGAUACGGAAUACCAGCUCAACAGAAUUGUCCUCUUUGACAGGCUAUUGAAGGCUUAUCCAUAUAAAAAAAAUCAAAUCUGGAAAGAAGCAAGAGUUGACAUCCCCCCACUUAUGAGGGGUUUAACCUGGGCUGCUCUUCUGGGAGUUGAGGGAGCUAUUCAUGCCAAGUAUGAUGCAAUUGAUAAAGACACUCCAAUCCCCACAGAUAGACAAAUUGAAGUGGACAUUCCUCGCUGUCAUCAGUAUGAUGAGCUGUUAUCAUCACCAGAAGGCCAUGCAAAGUUCCGGCGUGUACUGAAAGCGUGGGUGGUUUCGCAUCCUGACCUUGUGUACUGGCAAGGUCUGGACUCACUCUGUGCUCCAUUCUUAUAUCUAAACUUCAACAAUGAAGCCUUGGCUUAUGCAUGCAUGUCUGCUUUUAUUCCCAAGUACCUGUAUAACUUCUUCUUGAAAGACAACUCCCAUGUAAUACAAGAGUACCUGACUGUGUUCUCCCAGAUGAUCGCAUUCCACGAUCCAGAGCUGAGCAACCAUCUCAAUGAGAUCGGCUUCAUUCCUGACCUCUAUGCCAUCCCUUGGUUUCUCACCAUGUUUACUCAUGUAUUUCCACUGCACAAAAUUUUCCACCUGUGGGAUACACUACUACUUGGAAAUUCCUCUUUCCCAUUCUGUAUUGGAGUAGCCAUCCUCCAGCAGCUGAGGGACCGGCUUUUGGCUAAUGGCUUCAAUGAAUGCAUCCUUCUGUUCUCUGACUUACCAGAAAUUGACAUUGAACGCUGUGUACGAGAGUCAGUUAAUCUGUUUUGUUGGACUCCUAAAAGUGCUACAUACAGACAGUAUGCUCAGCCUCCAAAGCCGACUUCUGAGAGCAGCGGAGUCCGAAGCUCAGCACCAUAUUUCUCUGUUGAGUGUACAGAUCCUCCAAAGACAGACCUGUCAAGAGAAUCCAUCCCUUUAAAUGACCUAAAAUCAGAAGUGUCACCUCGGAUUUCAGCAGAGGACUUGAUCGAUUUAUGUGAGCUCACAGUGACAGGCCACUUCAAAACCCCCACCAAGAAAACCAAGUCCAGUAAACCAAAGCUCCUGGUGGUCGACAUCCGGAACAGUGAGGACUUUCUUCGAGGUCACAUUGUAGGCAGCAUCAACAUCCCCUUCAGCGCAGCCGUCACAGCAGAGGGAGACCUCAGCCAGGGCCCUUACACCACUAUGCUCCAGAGCUUCAAGGGGAAGGUCAUUGUGGUCGUGGGGCAUGUGGCAAAGCACACAGCAGAGUUUGCAGCUCACCUUGUGAAGAUGAAAUAUCCAAGAGUCUGCAUUCUGGAUGGUGGCAUUAAUAAGAUCAAGCCAACAGGACUCCUUACUGUCCCAUCUCCCCAGAUAUAAAGGACCAAGUGCAUGGCUGACAAGCCAGAGUGGCAUCGCCCCCUGAGACACCGAGACACAAAUGGACAUCCAGACUACAGGAUUGCAAAGUUUUGUCAUGAGAUACUUUGUAAAUCUUGUUACUCAAAUGUUCACCUAUCUAAGCAAGAAACUUGACUAUUCAUGUAUUGCUAAAAUAAUUGUCUUAAUAGUGAAAUCUUACAUAUUUUUUUUUCUACACUGCCAUAUAGGCCAGAGGAAUUCAGCUGACAGGGCA